Caenorhabditis briggsae is the source of this 693-nucleotide messenger RNA. The record is from RefSeq and is a predicted model, not a curated record. Bases 1 to 693 code for a protein of 230 amino acids. The transcript is spliced from 5 exons. Lineage: Eukaryota; Metazoa; Nematoda; Chromadorea; Rhabditida; Rhabditidae.
AUGGAUUCGUUCAAACGGUUACAAUCGAAAGUUUUCACAUCGGUUAGCUCAUUGAGAAAAACUGAUGAAUCUCCAAAUGAACAAAUCUACAACACCAAACGAUGCUUCGUGCAUGUCAAUUAUUUAUCGAUUGCCAUUGCCGUCGUGGAACUCUCGAUUUUGAUCUACCAGCUCGCAAAUGGAAGUUGGGGGAAUUCGGAACACGCGACAGUGUUCACCAUCGCUGCUCUCCUCUUUCUUCUCGUCAUCGGUCUUCUGUUCGUCGCAAUCUUCUACCGUAUCGGAAAUCUGCUCAUUCCGCACAUUGUCAUGCAGAUUUUGCUCGUUUUGUGCUUUCUUGGGCUCACGUUUGCCACGUUGUACGCGCUGUUCCAUGGAGCGACGUUUCAGCUGUUGGUGGUGAUUACGAAUCCACAAAUUGCCGCUGAUUCGAUGACCCUUCUCCCGGCUCCAAUGAUUUCAACGAACGUCGUCUCGGGAUUUCUCACCGGUCUUCUUGUGAUUUUCGCCGUCGCCUAUCUCCUGAUUGCAGUGCUAAAUACAUGGUGCAUGUACGUCGUCAUCGAUAGCUAUCAACUGCUGAAAGUGCAAAAAUCGCAAACGCGUGCUCCGUCCGUCGAAGAAUACUGUGCUCCGAAGACGAUCCAGCUGUCUCUCUAUCCGAAUCAAGUGAUUCAGGCCACGGACUUCUAG